CUUUACCACUAUAGUUUCUUCCUUUCUCUUGGUUUUUAGUGUUUCGCAGAACAAGCUUUUGUUUCUGAGCUUUCCAAUUUCCAUGGCUCCUAGCUUGACUAAAAGUAAUUCAGACCUUCUUGGUCUCAUCGACGACCAACCACCAUCGCCGAUUAGUUUGGAACAAUCAACCUUUUUGGCCAACGGCCACCCAUUCCUCUCCGAUGUCCCUUCAAACAUCUUAGCUACUCCGACCUCUUUUGUAUCCAUAGAUAAGGCGGCGGCGGCUGCAACCACCGUUGGUUGCUACGUUGGCUUCGACGCCGAUGAGGCCAAGAGCAGGCACGUGGUGUCGAUAGGGAAGCUGAGAGGAAUACGUUUCAUGAGCAUAUUCAGAUUCAAGGUUUGGUGGACAACUCAUUGGGUUGGAGACAAGGGGAGCGAUGUAGAGUACGAGACCCAAAUUAUGAUCCUCGACCGGUCCGAAUCCGGUCGACCCUACGUCCUCCUCCUCCCUCUCAUUGAUGGUUCAUUCCGUGCUUCUCUCCAACCGGGUCAACACGAUAACGUCGAUUUAUGCGUGGAGAGCGGUUCAACUCAGGUUACUGAGUCGAGUUUCAGAAGCUCUCUGUAUAUACACGUAGAAGGUGAUCCUUUCAAUCUGGUGAAGGAAGCAAUGAAGGUCGUGAGGGGUCACCUGGGAACCUUCAAGCUCCUAGAAGAGAAGACUCCACCAGGUAUAGUAGAUAAAUUCGGGUGGUGUACGUGGGAUGCAUUCUACUUGACGGUCCACCCGGAUGGAGUGUGGGAAGGGGUGAAGGGUCUGGUCGAAGGGGGUUGCCCUCCCGGUCUGGUUCUUAUCGACGAUGGGUGGCAGUCUAUCUGUCACGACGAAGAAGACCCCGCAAACCAAAAAGGGAUGAGUAUGACGUCAGCAGGAGAGCAGAUGCCAUGUAGGCUCAUUCGAUUCGAGGAGAAUCACAAGUUCAAAGACUACCAGAGUAAGAUGACGGUGGUGGAUACAAAUGGGAAUACAAAUGAAGGUAGGGGUAGAAAAGGUAUGGGAGCCUUUGUGAAGGACCUGAAGGAGUCCUUCAAGAGCGUAGACUACGUAUAUGUGUGGCACGCAUUUUGUGGGUAUUGGGGUGGGGUCAGACCCAAUGUCCCAGGAAUGCCAGAGUCCAGGAUCAUAACCCCAAAGCUGUCUCCGGGCCUACAGAUGACCAUGGAAGAUCUGGCCGUUGAUAAGAUCGUCAACAACGGUGUGGGAUUGGUUCCACCAGAGAGGGCCCACCAGAUGUACGAAGGCCUCCACUCUCAUCUUGCAUCAGUUGGGAUUGAUGGUGUCAAGGUGGAUGUCAUCCAUUUACUGGAGAUGUUAUCUGAAGACUAUGGUGGAAGGGUGGAGUUAGCCAAAGCUUAUUUCAACGCCAUAACAGCUUCUGUGAGGAAACAUUUCAACGGAAAUGGGGUCAUUGCUAGUAUGGAGCAUUGCAACGAUUUCAUGUUCCUAGGAACCGAGGCCAUCACACUCGGUCGUGUCGGGGAUGACUUCUGGUGCACGGAUCCAUCUGGUGAUCCAAACGGGACCUACUGGCUUCAAGGGUGUCACAUGGUGCACUGUGCGUACAAUAGCUUGUGGAUGGGGAACUUCAUACACCCUGACUGGGACAUGUUUCAGACAACUCACCCUUGUGCACAAUUCCAUGCUGCUUCUAGGGCCAUCUCCGGUGGGCCGAUCUACGUCAGUGACUCGGUCGGAAAGCACGAUUUCCGGCUACUCAAGACCCUUGUCUUGCCCGACGGCAACAUACUCCGGUGCGAAUAUUAUGCCCUUCCGACCCGGGAUUGCCUCUUUGAAGAUCCAUUGCAUGAUGGGAAGACCAUGCUCAAGAUUUGGAACCUCAACAAGUUUACAGGAGUCAUAGGAGCGUUCAACUGCCAAGGUGGGGGAUGGUGUCGUCAUGAUCGGAAGAACAAAUGUCACUUAGAGUUUUCACAAGUCAUGACAUCGACAACGAACCCAAGAGAGAUAGAGUGGAAAAAAGGAAAAAACCCAAUUUCCAUUGAUGGAGUAGAAAUGUUUGGUGUGUACUUGUUCCAAGCAAAGAAGCUUUUGCUCUUGAAGCCAAAUGAAAACUUAGAAAUCUCAUUAGAACCGUUCAAAUUUGAACUUCUUACGGUUUCUCCCGUGAAGGUAUUGAAAACGAUCCAAUUUGCACCGAUUGGAUUAGUGAACAUGCUUAACACUGGUGGUGCCAUCCAAACAUUGGACUUCGAUGAAGAGAAGAACUGGGUUCGGGUCGGGGUUCGAGGAUCCGGAGAAAUGAGGAUGUUUGCAUCCGAGAAACCCAAAGCUUGUGGUAUUGAGGGGAAAGAGGUGGAGUUUGGAUACGAGGAUAGUAUGGUUGUGGUCCAAGUUCCCUGGCCUAAUUCUUCCAAUUUUUCUGUAAUUGAGUACUUAUUUUAACACUGGAGAGGAUGACUUCCUCAUCUAUAUAUUUAGUUUAGUGUUCGUCUUGGGGAUGGUAACUUAUGAAAGUUGAUUAAUAAAGUGUGCAUUG
Messenger RNA from Telopea speciosissima, 2543 nucleotides. RefSeq names its product galactinol--sucrose galactosyltransferase. The coding region runs from base 83 to 2449 and encodes 788 amino acids. Gene Ontology annotation, molecular function: galactinol-sucrose galactosyltransferase activity. The record is from RefSeq and is a predicted model, not a curated record. The transcript has 4 exons. Lineage: Eukaryota; Viridiplantae; Streptophyta; Magnoliopsida; Proteales; Proteaceae.